Messenger RNA from Aureobasidium subglaciale EXF-2481, 1860 nucleotides. RefSeq lists its product as uncharacterized. The transcript has 2 exons. The coding region runs from base 1 to 1860 and encodes 619 amino acids. The record is from RefSeq and is a predicted model, not a curated record. NCBI's taxonomy places the organism in Eukaryota, Fungi, Ascomycota, Dothideomycetes, Dothideales, Saccotheciaceae. Gene Ontology annotation, molecular function: FAD binding.
AUGUCGCCUACUCAUGUAAUCGAGGGUCUGGAAGUUGAUGGGAUAUCUGGUCAAGAUGUUGUAGUCGUCGGAGCAGGCCCCGCUGGACUUAUGCUGGCUGCCAAUCUAGUCCGUUUUGGCGUCAAGACAACCAUUCUUGACGACAGAGCGGACAAGACUUCUACUGGUCGAGCAGACGGAUUGCAGCCAAAAUCGAUUGAGACUUUGAAACAGAUGCGUCUUGCCGACCCAUUGCUGCAGCGAGGUGUUCGAAUCCACGACAUCUGUUUCUGGAGCUCUGAUAAAGAUACACCUCUGAAGAGGACAGAGCGAACAGAGCAUUUUCCUUCCAUGGUAGAUCUUCUGGACCCGUACAUCCUUCUCGUCCAUCAAGGCAUGGUAGAAGACAUCUUUCUGCAAGACUUGAAGACCAGAGGGGUUGAGGUCACCAGAAGUUCUCCUUUUGUGAAGUACAGAAAUCAUGGAUCUGGAAUAGCCCUCGAUGUGUUCAGCCGCUCGGCCACAAUUGGAAAAGAGCGACUCUGGCAGUCAAAAUAUCUAGUUGGUUGCGACGGCGCACACUCACAAGUCCGCAAAGCUAUCCCUGAUAUCAGAGCUGAGGGUUCAUCUUCCGAAGCUAUCUGGGGUGUGCUGGACGGUAUUAUAGAAACAGACUUCCCUGAUCUCUGGAGCAAGGUCGUUGUCUACUCAGAAGAGGCUGGUAACGUUCUUUGCAUUCCGCGCGAGCGUAAUUUGACGCGACUCUACAUCGAGCUCCGACCCGAGUCGGAUGCGCCUAUUGACAAGGAAAAGGCGACUCAGGAGUUUGUCAUAGAUAGGGCGAGACAAAUUCUGGCGCCCUACAGCCUAUCAUGGGAGAGUGUUGAGUGGUUCGGCAUCUACCAGAUUGGCCAGCGAGUCGCAAAUAAGUUCACAGAUGACGCCAGACGUGUCUUUAUUGCCGGCGACGCGAGUCACACACACUCUCCUAAAGCGGCGCAGGGUAUGAAUACUUCAAUGCACGACUCCCUUAACCUGGCCUGGAAACUCAAUCUCGCCGUCCGUGGACUCGCCAAACCAUCCUUACUGGAAACUUAUGAACUUGAACGCCGCAAAAUCGCCCAGGAUCUGAUCAACUUCGACUAUGAGCAUGCUAAUGCAUUCCACGACGGAGACGCAAAGGCUCUCGCACGCAAUUUCUUGACCAACGUUCGCUUCAUCUCAGGAGUAGGGGUUGAAUAUGGUGCCAACCCCCUGAACCGCGUUACUGACACACCUGGCGGCGCGAAGCCAGGCAGUCUGCUACCACCAGCAAAACUCACUCGCUACAUCGAUGCAAAUCCUGUAGAUGCUCAGCUUGACAUCCCAAUGCUGGGGCAGUUUCGGACUUACUUCGUAUGCAAAGACGUUCAUCGGUCGAAAGACUUCAUGAAAUCUGUCUGCGCACAUGUCUCAUCCUCCGACUCAGUCCUAGGUCGGGCUUCUGAGGCACUUGAAGCUUCGUACCAAGAUCAAGCUCCGGCGCCUACUGAAUCAGAUUCUUACAUCCAACCUCAGCGCUACGUUGCCAGCAGCCGUCUUUCGACCUUUUGCCUCAUUACAACCACAUCGAAACCAGACUUUGAAAUAGCUGAUCUCCCUGAGGUGCUCCAAGCUAGCAAGUGGACGGUAUACUUGGACAAUGUGCCUCAACAAGAUACUCGCGGUCAGCAUUGUAUCGACAAGUGGACGGGUGCUCUCGAGGAUGAACAAAUUGCUCUGUUAGUCGUAAGACCUGACGGAUAUGUUGGUGCUAUGAAGUCGUGGCCAAGCAGCACAGAAAGUAGUGCGCAAGCUUCAGCAUGGUUGGAUGACUACUACGGAAGUUUCCUUGUCUGUUAA